Messenger RNA from Penicillium manginii, 678 nucleotides. It is a transcript of the gene alg13, whose product is annotated as N-acetylglucosaminyldiphosphodolichol N-acetylglucosaminyltransferase catalytic subunit ALG13. The record is from RefSeq and is a predicted model, not a curated record. The transcript has 3 exons. Gene Ontology annotation, biological process: dolichol-linked oligosaccharide biosynthetic process. Gene Ontology annotation, cellular component: UDP-N-acetylglucosamine transferase complex; extrinsic component of endoplasmic reticulum membrane. NCBI's taxonomy places the organism in Eukaryota, Fungi, Ascomycota, Eurotiomycetes, Eurotiales, Aspergillaceae. Bases 1 to 678 code for a protein of 225 amino acids. Gene Ontology annotation, molecular function: hexosyltransferase activity.
AUGGCGUUGGCCAGUCUGCCCGGCGACUUCCAAGCUUGGUUCAGUGCUUGGAUCAUCAAUUACAAUGAUGAUGGUGAUAGUGCCAUCCAAUCCUUUGACACAAUGGAAUUGAUGUCAACAAGAGCUUGCUUCGUCACAGUCGGGGCCACUGCGUCGUUCCACAAAUUGAUCCGCCAAGUUCUCAAUGAGCCUUUCUUCGCUCAAUUGGCUAAAUAUCAAUACACCCAUCUUUUGGUUCAAUAUGGAACAGAUGGGGAGAAAAUUUGGGAUGAAUUUAAUGAAAACUUUCCGCCUGGGUCCAAACAGCUUCACGGCCUGAAUGUUACGGGCUUUGAUUUCAGACCCGACCUAUGGCGGUAUAUGCGCGUGGCCUCAAAAGAAGGAGAUCAAAGGCUCGGUAUCAUCAUUUCUCAUGCCGGCACUGGAACCAUCCUGGAUGCGCUCCGCUUGGCCUUACCUUUGAUCAUUGUGCCCAAUCCCGAUCUUGCGGACAACCAUCAAGAAGAUUUGGCAAUGGAAAUGGAGCAAAUGAAAUACGCCGUUCGUGCUGAUAUCGAGAAUUUGAUGACGGCACUCGAUACUGCAGAAGCUCAGGCUCCUGAACAGCUGAGUCGACCUCAUGGCCCAGAAAAUGCUCUGACUGGUUUGGUUGCCGAUCAGCUCCAGGAUGUGGACUGA